CACCAUGCUGAAGACCUUCCCUGACAUCAACACCACCGUUAAUGGCAUGGCAGCGGUGUACCUUCUGAGCAGGCAGUCCACUGACUUUGUCGCUCUUGGAAAUGGCUAUAAGGAUCACUUCAGCGAGAAGACCCCUCUGGAACUGAUUCACAAAACUCAAAAUGUGCUGAAGAAAUACAACUUUGAAAUCCAAGGCAGGAAUGUCUCUUUGCCCCUGUCAUAUACCUACCUGAAUCCCAACAAUGUGGAGAACAGUGUGGCCCUGUAAAAUGAGUCGGUCGUAUUUAUUAGGCACCAAAUGGAAAAAAUGCACAGAUACAGGGAGAGACUACCUUGUUUUCUGUUGAAACCUGUUUUAAACCAUGUAUCUUAUGGUGUGCCCUAAUCAUUAUGACCCAGACACUUUACUCUAUUGCGGUUCAGUCCACUUUUUCUUUUUAAUAGCCACAUGCAGCCAAGAUGAGAAGUUAAAUGUUUCUACUUCUUUGUUGUGAAUGCCACUAGCUGAUUCCUUUUAUCUAAGUAUACCCUUGUAUAACUGAAUGUACCUCAAGUCCCUUCCUGUUAUUGGCAAAAACCUAACCUUUUAUGCAAAACGGGAAUCUACUGUAUUUGCUUCACCUGGACUCAGUAUGUGGCCUUCCAUUUUCCAGCUAACCACACCAGUAGGUGUGUUGUAUGGUUUCCAUAGAGACAGGUGACCUUAAGGUAAACUUAUUUCAGCUACCUGCCUCCCUCUAAAAAGGGAUCUUUGAGAAUGAACUACAAAAUGGACAACACCUACAGACCUCACUUCCCAUAGUGCCUUGCUGCUGAGAGAACUGCAUGUGACGUUCCUGAUUUAUUAGCAGUGUAGCUUGAACCCACUCAAUUGUGUGAGAGCCAAAAGGAAACUCCUGUCCAUACAGCCAAGAUACAAUUAGAAUCUCUAACUCUGCUUUGUAACUCUAUUUCCUGGCUGAUCAACAGCUUGUUAAUUUUCAUCCUUGUCUCUUUCAGUGUUCAUUGUCCAUGUUGCCCAAGCUGUUUUGUUAAACUGGUUGACCUUUACACACCGGUGCUUUAAACUGUGUAGCACACAAGGAUAUAAAAGGUGAAGAUGGUGAAAUGUGUACAUAUCCACCAGACAUUCAGUAGUCAGUCAUUAUUCUUCAUGUUACACUAUGAUUCAGCUAUUGAAACAACUUGUCUUGUGAUUGAUUAUCCUCCCAUGAACAGGGUCAUGGCUUUGGAUAUUGAAUAGGGGACCAUUUUUCAACAAGCCUUUACUAGGCGAUACCUAAUUCUCAAUUUGGAAGGCACUAGUGUCUUCUACACUUCCAUGGUUAAGACAGAUGGGUGUCCACCCCACAGACGGUCCACCCUAAAGUGCUGCAUGUCAUGAGCCUGACUCAGAAAUCAAGAGUCGCUCUGAAUGACACCCACCUGUCUCGAUCAAUGACAGAAGAUCAGACCUUGAAAAGAUGGCGGCAAAUACACUGAACAAAAAUGUUAAUGCAACAUGUAAAGUGAUGAUCCUAUGUUUCAUAAGAUUAAAUAAAAGAUCCCAGAAAUGUUCCAUUUGAA
Oncorhynchus keta (chum salmon) is the source of this 1566-nucleotide messenger RNA. RefSeq names its product hydroperoxide isomerase ALOXE3-like. The record is from RefSeq and is a predicted model, not a curated record. The transcript has 2 exons. Lineage: Eukaryota; Metazoa; Chordata; Actinopteri; Salmoniformes; Salmonidae. Gene Ontology annotation, molecular function: oxidoreductase activity, acting on single donors with incorporation of molecular oxygen, incorporation of two atoms of oxygen; metal ion binding. The coding region runs from base 5 to 268 and encodes 87 amino acids.